UAACGCCUUCCUCCGCGCGCUCCCCUUCUCUCGCAUUUGCUCCCACCGGUUCUCCAUCUUUUUCCGGCGAAGAAGUGGAAUCCCGGAGUCUCGUGUUUCUCACCUGCGAUCCAACUGCACUGCUGAGCACCUCCAUAUUCUCCGGCGAAGCCGCAGUCAGCCGUGCGUUUCCUGUCUCCCGCUUUCUCCAUUUUCUCCGGUGGGGAGAUAUCCCUGCAAAGAGCCGAAGAAAUCCGUCUCUCUUCCGAGACAGAGUAACGGUUGGUAGAAGAAAUUAAAAGAAUUUGACGAAAGAUUGAGCAUUUACCUUCCAUCAAUAACAUCCCGGAGAAUGGAUGGAUCAAGCGCUCAAGCUUGUGGUAAUGUGGACUCUUUUCUGAGGAACUAUAAGCUUGGCAAAACUCUUGGCAUUGGGUCCUUUGGUAAAGUGAAAAUAGCGGAACAUGCGUUGACCGGGCAUAAAGUUGCUGUCAAGAUUCUUAAUCGCAAAAAGAUAAAAAAUAUGGAAAUGGAAGAAAAAGUUAGGAGGGAAAUCAAAAUACUGAGGUUGUUUAUGCAUCCUCACAUCAUACGGCUGUAUGAGGUGAUAGAGACAGCAUCAGACAUCUAUGUUGUGAUGGAGUAUGUGAAAUCUGGGGAGCUGUUUGAUUACAUUGUAGAGAAGGGCCGUUUGCAGGAGGAUGAAGCUCGUAAAUUCUUUCAACAGAUCAUUUCUGGUGUGGAGUACUGCCACAGGAAUAUGGUGGUUCAUAGAGACCUUAAGCCUGAGAACCUGCUUUUAGAUUCCAAAUGUAAUGUGAAGAUUGCUGAUUUUGGUUUAAGUAAUGUUAUGCGUGAUGGUCAUUUCUUGAAGACAAGCUGUGGAAGCCCUAACUAUGCUGCUCCUGAGGUCAUUUCGGGAAAGUUGUAUGCUGGCCCUGAGGUAGAUGUAUGGAGCUGCGGAGUUAUUUUAUAUGCCCUUCUUUGUGGUACUCUUCCAUUUGAUGAUGAAAAUAUCCCCAACCUAUUUAAGAAAAUAAAGGGUGGGAUAUACACCCUUCCCAGUCAUUUAUCAGCUGGUGCAAGGGAUUUGAUACCAAGAAUGCUUAUAGUUGACCCAAUGAAGCGAGUGACAAUUCCUGAGAUUCGCACACACCCUUGGUUUCAAGCUCAUCUGCCCCGCUACCUAGCUGUUCCUCCACCAGAUACAAUGCAGCAAGCCAAAAAGAUUGAUGAAGAAAUACUGCAAGAGGUAAUUAAGAUGGGAUUUGAAAGAAACCAUCUAAUUGAGUCUCUUCGCAACAGAGUUCAAAAUGAGGGCACGGUUGCCUACUAUUUGCUACUUGACAACCGCUUUCGUGUUUCUAGUGGUUAUUUGGGUGCUGAAUUUCAAGAAUCAAUGGAAUAUGCUUUCAAUCAUAUGAACUCAAUCGAUCUUGUAGGACUACCUUCUGGGCAACGCUUUACUGGGGUGAUCGAUUAUCAACCAGUUGGUGCAAGGCAGUUUCUAGCUGAGAGGAAAUGGGCUCUCGGGCUACAGUCCCGAGCUCAUCCACGCGAAAUAAUGACUGAAGUCCUCAAAGCCCUACAAGAGCUGAAUGUGUGUUGGAAAAAAAUUGGGCAGUACAAUAUGAAAUGCCGGUGGACUCCUAGCUUUCCUAAUUAUCGUGAAGGUGUUGCGAUCAAUUCAUUUCAAAGUCAUAAUUACUUUGAAGACGAAUCUGCUAUCCUUGAAAAUCAAGGUGUUUUUAGAUCAGCAAAUGUUGUCAAAUUUGAAGUUCAGCUGUACAAAACUCGGGACAAUAAGUACCUGCUGGAUUUACAAAAGGUUCAGGGACCGCAGCUCCUCUUCUUGGAUCUUUGUGCUGCUUUCCUUGCCCAGCUCAGAGUUCUCUGAAGAAGAUUCAACAUCUUCUUCUUGCAAACCAUUUUAUGGUGUGUACAUAGUAAUAAUAUUUUAUGUUCUUCUCUUGCCCCCACCCCCACCCCCCAAACCCCAGAAAACCUGGUUCUGAACUGCCACCCUGAUUUCCAGAGGUGAGUGUGAUGGGUGCCCAAGACUUUCUUUUUUCUUUUCUGUUUGACUCUAAAUGAAUUGUGGCUUUUGCAUUUGGUACUUACUCUUUAUGUGGG
Cuscuta campestris is the source of this 2112-nucleotide messenger RNA. NCBI's taxonomy places the organism in Eukaryota, Viridiplantae, Streptophyta, Magnoliopsida, Solanales, Convolvulaceae. The record is from the annotation of a GenBank genome assembly.